GAUCUGGGUGGUAAGAGCAACGCCAAUGUGUGUGCAGGUAUCAUUUGAAAAACAUAAAGGUCACUCGGUGGAAUAUUAAGUUCCCAGUAAUGUCUCUAUUACAUUCUUGCACGUUUGAUUGUUGUUUUCUUCUCUCUUUUACUUCAGGACUUUAAGAGAGUUAAACCAUUCAAUCUCAACAUUCAUUGCACCGUGCAGGGAAGAAGGAAACAAACUCGCACACAAAUGGAAAACAGCAGCUCUUUUUUCUAUCUUUCAACAUUUGAAGCCUCCCAUGAAGUGAUUCUGCUCAUAUUCAGCAUGUGCCUGCCCCUUUACCUCAUCACAGUUCUCGUCAACCUGCUGGUACUCGUGGUGGUAGCGACUUGCGCGGAGCUGCACAAGCCCAUGUACAUCUUCCUGUGCAACCUCGCCAUCGGCGACAUCAUCGGCAGCACGAGCGUCGUGCCCAAGCAGCUGCACAUCUUCCUGACGCGCGACAAGCACAUCUUGCGCGUCUUCUGUUUCGCGCAGAUGUUCUGGGUCAAUUGUUUCGUCUCCAAUGAAUUCUUCACGCUGGCCGCCAUGUCCUUCGACCGCUACGUGGCCAUCUGCUCCCCGCUGCACUACCACGCCAUCGUCACAACGAAGAGGGCUCUGCUCGGCUCGCUGCUCAUAUGGAUGGUCAGCGUCGCCAUAGAAAUUGUCAUCAACGUUCUCCUGAAACGUCUGGAGUUCAGCGAGGCCGAUGAGCACGUGCAGGGGAUGUUCUGCGAUCACGCGGGGAUACUCCGACUGGCGACUUCAAACACUGGCGUGAACGAGGCGUACGGCACGUGGGUCAUUGCUUCGACUGUCGCGCUCCCACUCUGCGCCAUAGCCUGCAGCUACUACAAAAUCAUUCAGCAGUGCAUCCGAAUGAAGUCCAGUGAUUUCAACAGGAAGACAUUUUACACUUUGGUCACGCACUUCUCGGCUCUCGCCAUCUGCUUCUCGGCUGUGUUCAUAUGCACGUUGGUGCCACGCAUCGUGAAGGACUUCCAAAGCGACUUCGUGAGGAACCUGCGCUGCGCAUUUCAGAUUUCCAUUUUUCUCGUGCCAAUCGCAAAUGUGCUGAUUUACGUUUUCCGGACCAAGGAGUUGAGGAACGCAACAACCAGAUACUUUCACAAAUUUGUUCCCAACGUCAAUGCGCGUUUCGGAUCUCACAAGGUCUGGACCGAUGGGGAGUUAAAAAAAUCAACUGCUGUUGCCCUUCCCCGCACCUAUUAGCACAGUUGGCUGCAUACGGUACGAAAGAAGUUCAACGGUACAUGUAUACAACUGCAACUGACAUCGACCAGAGGAGAGGUGCAGCCCUGCAAUUGCUCGCUCACAGCACUGCUGGUGGAAGGCAUCCUCUAGAGGUGCUCUACAUAUCCGCGUUGAGAGGGCAUCAUUGGCCUACUCUUCCACGCAGGUCAGAUGUCUUGGAAGAAGGAGUACCCACACUUUGCCCCACCGCACGCUUGCUGCUGAUUGACUGCUGUAACUGUGGUCUAUUAAUUUAGACUGUGGCCCAUCUCUCUCCAGCACAUAGGAACACUAUCAAAUUAUGGAACGUGUGAUUACUUUACUAAGUUACUUAUACAACGUUGUUAUUGCAAACACAUGCUUAAUAAUCAUACCA
Molecule: messenger RNA, 1648 nt
Organism: Lethenteron reissneri (Far Eastern brook lamprey)
Lineage: Eukaryota; Metazoa; Chordata; Hyperoartia; Petromyzontiformes; Petromyzontidae
Product: putative gustatory receptor clone PTE01
Biological process (GO): detection of chemical stimulus involved in sensory perception of smell; G protein-coupled receptor signaling pathway
Cellular component (GO): membrane
Molecular function (GO): G protein-coupled receptor activity; olfactory receptor activity; odorant binding
Source: RefSeq, a predicted model, not a curated record